This is a messenger RNA of Microsporum canis CBS 113480, 2211 nucleotides long. RefSeq names its product fungal specific transcription factor domain-containing protein. Lineage: Eukaryota; Fungi; Ascomycota; Eurotiomycetes; Onygenales; Arthrodermataceae. The record is from RefSeq and is a predicted model, not a curated record. Gene Ontology annotation, biological process: positive regulation of transcription from RNA polymerase II promoter by galactose; DNA-templated transcription. Gene Ontology annotation, cellular component: nucleus. Gene Ontology annotation, molecular function: zinc ion binding; DNA-binding transcription factor activity, RNA polymerase II-specific; RNA polymerase II cis-regulatory region sequence-specific DNA binding. Bases 1 to 2211 code for a protein of 736 amino acids. The transcript is spliced from 2 exons.
AUGUUCACGACCUUUGCCAGCACUCCUCGUUCAGCCCGGGAUGAGGCACAACCUGCACUAUCUCUUACUCCAGAAUCAACACCCGCGCGCCCUAAACGCAGUCAGGUCGCCCGAGCCUGUGAUUGGUGCCGUGUACAUCGCGUCAAAGAAAUCGAACGGUUGCGACAACGCGUCAAGGAACUGGAAGAGGAUCUCAAACAGCACGGGAAUUGUAGUGGAAGCAGUUCCAACACGCUCACCCCCGCAUCCGCAGUCUCGACCAACAACGCUGGAAUUUUAGACCAGCUUGCGGAUCAUGGCGGCAACAAGAAAUAUUGGCAAGGCAUCCAUACCAGAACAGCACAGGCGCCCCAAACGCAGUGUUACGGACCGGCAUCUUCCUUCUACUUCAUCGGCCGCAUGAGCUCGUACCUGGCGGCCGCCCUCCAGCAGCCGCAGUCUGACGACCAUAUGCAGCCCAAUUCAGCGAGCAAGGCAUUUGCUAGCCCCACGAGCCCUGGAAAAGAGGGCGGGAAUGGGACGUUAAAUCUCGAAGGAGGCCAGCAGCAGCUGGCAGCAGAAACUCCAACCGGCGGGGACUAUCUAACCGCAAGGCAGGAAGACUACUUCCUGAAUCUGUUUUGGCAGUCGUACCAUUGCAGCCUCCAGAUUAUAGACGAAGCGGAGUUUAGGCAGCAUUACAAAUCUCUGUGGGCUACCCCGGGAGCGUCUCGCAAGGCGUCCGCUCUUGUAGAUAUAGUUCUUGCCAUAUGCAUGCAGUAUGGAAUUGCAUUCAUACCCCGGAGCGGCGUGGAUCCUGCGCUGAGGACGGAUGUCAACAGUAACGAUGCAACAAUCGCUGGACGGUCGUUCUAUCGUAGAUGCCAGUCCCUGCUGACGUCGGAGCUGGAAAGCCCGUCAAUCACAACUUUGCAGUGUCACAUUUUCUCUGUCAUAUAUCUCUGCAACGCGUCCUUCCAAAACAUGGCUCACAGCACUUUAGCCUUUGCGGUCCGGACUGCUCACAUCUUAGGCCUUCACCUUGAGCCUCCAGAUGACCUGCCUCAGACUCAGAGAGAGCUGCGAAAACGCCUGUGGUGGUCGUUGUAUACCCUCGAAAGUAAGAUAUGCAUGAAGCUUGGGAGGCCGUGGUCUGUCCAAAUGUCGGAGAUAACCUGCAGCUUACCCGCUGAUGACCACAAGCUGGCCCUGCUCUCCGGCUUCAACUUUGCCUCCUUCGCGGAUAACAUCACCUGGCUAACGUACAACGUGCAGAAUACCAAGCUCGUCCUGACGGCUCGUGCUAUCUACAUCGCUUUUUACGACAAGUGCGCUGAUAUUCUCAGCGUAAAUGGUGGAAAGAGCCUAUACAGUGAGCCUCAGUCCCUCGAGACAUGUGCUGAAUUCCUCCUGGCCAGUAUGAAAUCACUUCAGACCUGGGUAGAUAAUGUCCCGGAUACACUGAAGACACGAAGGAAAGGUUCUGGAAACCCCUUCUCCACUGAUAGAUCGCCCCUGGACGUGGAAUUAUUUGCUCCGUUAUGGCUUCAACGGCAGCGAUUGUUGCUUGAACUCUUAUACCACAACCUCGCCAUGAACUCUUACCGGCCCUUUAUCUGCUUCUCCCAAACAAUGGACUCCUGUACCCCAGUUGCUGAUGCCAACGCAGUCUCAUGCGUCAACCAUGCGAUUGCACUCACCCAUAUCAUGCACCAGAUGCUUACUGAGACGGAUAUUUUGAACGGCUGGCACGAAUCCUUUCAGUGGCAAUGGAAUGCGACUCUCUCCAUGAUUGGAUUUAUCCUAGCUUACCCCAUCAGUCCCUCCACGCCCUCAGCCCGUAAGGCAAUCAACCAUGCCAGCGUUGUUUUCGAAACAUUCGGGAACCAUUUCGCCGUCGCCGCCAACGCAGCAAACGUGACACGCGAUCUUACAACUAAAGCCGACUUUCUUAUUGAUCGCCUCCGAAGCCCGCCAGGCUCGGUCACCUUUCUAUCCACCGGAAAUUUGGGUACUAUUACGCAGCCGUUUGGCGCUCAUAAUUUUGACAAUGCUGAUGCAAACAACCUAGGAACUGCUGGCUCUCAGUUUGACGAUGAAGCCUCUUUGGUACAGACAGCACUAGAUGGAGCCAUCGGCGUUCCUUUUACUGUUAAUUCAUUCAAUGGCUUCGAGCCGCUAUCUGGGAGUAAUCUGCCUAACUCUAAUACAUGGACGUUUACCCAAGACUAA